This is a messenger RNA of Cervus elaphus (red deer), 5293 nucleotides long. Its product is annotated as zinc finger protein 471-like. Gene Ontology annotation, molecular function: DNA-binding transcription factor activity; RNA polymerase II cis-regulatory region sequence-specific DNA binding. Lineage: Eukaryota; Metazoa; Chordata; Mammalia; Artiodactyla; Cervidae. Gene Ontology annotation, biological process: regulation of transcription by RNA polymerase II. The record is from RefSeq and is a predicted model, not a curated record.
AAGCUCCAGUACUUUGGCCACCUGAUGCAAAAAGCUGAUACGUUGGAAAAGACCCUGAUACCUGGAAAGAUUGAGGGCAGGAGGAGAAGGGGGCAGCAGAGGAUGAGAUGGUUGAAUAGUAUCACUGACUAUUUGAGCAAAUAGGGACAUGAAUUUGAGCAGACUCCUGGAGACAGUGAAGGGCAGAGGAGCCUGGUGUGCUGCAGUCCAUGGGGUCUCAAAAAAUGGAGCACAACUUGGUGACUGAACAACAACAAUGGGAACUGAAUCUGGAAAAGAGCGGAUGUUUGUGUGUGCAUAACUGAAUCACCUUGCCGCACACCUGACACCAAUACGAUAUUGUAGAUCAGCUGUGCUCCAAUGAAAACGAUUUGUUAACGCGCUCUUUGGGUGGAAUAACUGAAGACAGGGAGGAAGCAAAGCAAGUUAAAAGCAGAACAUGAAACCAUUGUCCUGCCAUCUGGAGAACUCUGGCCUCCUCCUCCCUGCAUCCUGCUCUGCUGCCAUCGCUAAUAAACAGCAACACUGCACAAGUGACUUUACUGGCCCUGAGUCUGGGUGCCCUCACAUUUAAUGCCCUGAAACCAAGUUUACAAUGCAGGUGUCCUGACAGCCAAAGAUGAGGCCAAGAGAUCACCUCCUGGCUUUUGCUUCUGUCCUGAUGGGAGAGACACAUAUGCCACCAAGUUCACAGCAUUAGCAAGGGGCGGGCAGGGGCUUGGAUGUUGCAAAGUGUGAAAAAACAAACAGCCAUGACUUAAUACUUUACAUCUGAAAAAUGGUGCCCGGAUUUGGUCACAGGUUUAGCUUCAAAUUUCCCAACCAGCGGGCUUUCCUGAAUUUUCUCCCACACUUCCUCCUACAGCUGCUGUAUUUUAGUGAUCUCAUCACUGCACCUAUCACCUUUGAACAAGAAUCAAGAGGCUGACACAAAGGAACAGCACGAGGACAGAUAUAAGGGUUAUCAUAUUAAUAGAAGUUAGGGGAUAUUCCUAAACUGAGCACACAGGAUUUUUUUCUCACUUUUUUCUGUUCAGUGCAUAUAUAAAAGCAUUUAUAAAAUGCAUGCACCAGUGUAGAGAAGAAAAAUGCAUACUCAUUUAGUCUCUUAAGUCAUGUCCGAUUCUUUUUCAACCCCACAGAUGGUAGCCCGCCAGCUUCCUCCUUCCGUGGGAUUUCCCAGGCAAGAAUACUGGAGUGGGUUGCCAUUUCCUCCUCCAGGGGAUCUUCCCAACCCAGGGAUCAAACCAACGUCUCCUUAGGCAGGCGGAUUCUUUACCACUGAGAAUAUAACAGUAGAGUCCAUGUAAGGAAUUACUCCUAAAUGAGCCAAUGUUGAAAUUCAGGAUGAAAAGCUGCAUGAAGAUUAAAGACUUCGGUGCCUUGACUAUUCAUUUUUCAACACCUAAGAACACGCCCCCUCAACUAAGCCACGCCCUAUCUCCGCCCCUUGCGCCUGACUGCUCGCCCACCUGGGGAGGUUCGGCGCCUGGGCACUGGUCUCCCGGGCGUCAGCUGCCGAAGUCCUUCGGCCUUACCCUCCCAGGACAGUGCUGUUUUCCAAGAGAGAAGCCAGGAAAACGUGAAAAUGACAGUUGAACUAGUGAAAGCCAUACCCCAGGACCUGCUGACAUUCAAGGAUGUGGCAGUGGACUUCUCCCAGGAGGAAUGGGAAUGGCUGAGCCCUGCUCAGAGAGGUUUAUACAGGAGUAUGAUGUUGGAGAACUAUCAGAGCCUGGUGUCACUGGGACUUUGUAUCUCUAAGCCAUAUGUCAUCUCCUUAUUGGGGCAAGGGAAGGAGCCCUGGAUGAUGAUGGAGAAUGAGAUGAGAAGCCCAUUCCCAGAUUGGGAAUCUAUACAUGAGACACAAGAAUUACCUCUGAAGCAGUUUGUGUGUGAUGAUACGUUAAUGGAGAGAAUUGCAAGUUAUGAACUUGAGUGUCCUACUUUUGGAGAAAAUUGGAAAUGUGAAGAUCUUUUUGAGAGGCAGUUGUUAAGCCAAGAGACAUUUAUCAGGCAAGAAAGAAGCACUCCUAAAGAAGCCCUCACUGUGGAAACAGACCACAGAUAUAACAAACCUGAGAAAUUUGUUCCUCUACACAGUAUAGAAGAGAAUAUUUAUAAUAAUGACAAGUCAGAUAAAAAAAACUUUUUCAAAAAUUCCAUGGUAUUAAAACACAAGAAAGUCUAUGCAGGAAAGAAACUUUUUAAAUGUAAUGAAUGUGAGAAAACCUUCACCCAGAGCUCAUCUCUUACUGUUCAUCAGAGAAUCCAUACUGGAGAGAAACCAUAUGAGUGUAAGGACUGUGGGAAGGCCUUCAACCAGAGUCAACACCUUGUCCAGCACCACAGAAUACACACCGGAGAGAAACUCUUUGAAUGUAAGGAAUAUAGGAAGGCCUUCAGCCAAAAUGUACAUCUUAUUCAACAUCAAAGAAUUCAUACUGGAGAAAAACCAUAUAAAUGUAAGGAGUGUAGAAAAGCCUUCAGCCAGCCUGCACACCUUGCUCAGCAUCAGAGAAUUCAUACCGGGGAGAAGCCUUAUAAAGGUAAGGAAUGUGGCAAGGCCUUCAGUGACGGCUCGUCCUUUGCCCGACAUCAGAGGUGUCACACCGGCAAGAGACCCUAUGAAUGUAUUGAAUGUGGGAAAGCUUUCAGGCAGAACACAUCGCUUAUCCGUCACUGGAGAUAUUAUCACACUGGGGAGAAACCCUUUGACUGCAUCGACUGUGGGAAGGCCUUCAGCGAUCACAUAGGACUUAUUCAGCACAGGAGAAUUCAUACUGGAGAGAAACCCUACAAAUGUAAUGUGUGUGGGAAAACCUUCAGCUACGGCUCAUCCCUGACUGUCCAUCAGAGAAUUCACACAGGAGAGAAACCAUAUGAAUGUGACAUCUGUGGGAAAGCCUUUAGCCAUCAUGCCUCACUCACCCAGCACCAAAGAGUGCAUUCUGGAGAGAAGCCUUACCAAUGCAGGGAAUGUGGAAAAGCCUUCAGGCAGAGCAUACACCUUGCUAGCCAUCUGAGGAUCCAUACUGGAGAAAAACCCUAUGAAUGUAAGGAAUGUGGGAAAGCUUUUAGCAUCGGUUCACAGCUGGCUACUCAUCAGAGAAUUCAUACUGGAGAGAAACCUUAUGAAUGUAAGAAAUGUGGGAAAGCCUUCAACCAGAGGGCACACCUCGCGCAGCACCAUAAAAUUCAUACUGGAGAGAAACCUUAUGAUUGUUCUGAAUGUGGUAAAGCCUUCAGCCAGGUUACCCGCCUUAUCCAACAUCAGAGAGUUCACACGGGAGAGAAACCCUACAAGUGUACUGAAUGUGGGAAGGCUUUUAGUGACAGCUCAUCCCGUGCUCAGCAUCUGAGACUUCACACAGGCCAAAAGCCCUAUGCAUGUGUUGAAUGUGAGAAGGCGUUCAGAACAAAAUCAUCACUUACUUGUCAUCAAAGGUGUCAUACAGGGGAGAAACCGUACGAAUGUAGUGCGUGUGGUAAAGCCUUUAGCCAUCGACAGUCACUUACUGUUCAUCAGGAAUUCAUUCUGGAGAAAAACCAUAUCAGUGUAAGGAAUGUAGGAAAGCCUUCUGCCAGAUUGGACACCUUAAUCUACAUAGAAGAAUCCACACUGGAGAGAGAUCUUACAAAUGUAAAGAAUGCGGAGAAGUCUUCAGACAAAGUGCGCACCUUGCUCAUCAUCAUAAAAUUCAUGCUACAGAGUCAUCUCAGGCCCUCAGCUCUUCCCCAUCCCCUGCGUCACCAAGUCCUGGGGGUAUGUCUGCUGAGUAUUUUUGGAAUUCAUCCACAUCUUUCCAUCCUCAUUGCCCUAAUCCAAAACAUAGUCAUCUCACCUGGACUACUCCAAUUGUCUAAGCACUAGUCUCUCUGCAUCCUCUUCUGUCCCCUCCAAGUUCAUUCUUCACACUACUUCCACAGUGGUCUGUUCAAAUGUAAAUGUAAUUAUAUGACUCUCUUAAAACCUUUGGUGUGAAAAUUUAAACUUCUUGAUGCAUACCAAGUGCUUAGCAUAGUGCCUGACCCAGACUAAAUGCUCUAUAGUGAUAGCUUAGUAUCCUUCAGAGUCUGCUUGAAAGCUGUUUUUAAGCAGUGAACUCUGGAAGACAGUAUAUGUACUUGGAGAUCAUAACAGUUUUUGAAACUGAAACAAUGAUGAGGAUUAGCAUGUGUUAAAGUUUAAACAUUAACACAUUUAAAGCUUGAUACCACCACAUAUAUGACUGUAUUCCUUUGUUGGUGAGAAAAUUCAACAUGAUGUAAUACAUAGAGUAUGUUUUAGGAAGUAUCUAGAACUCUGGGUAAGACUGGAGCAAAAGAAUUAGAAAAUAACUGGGAAUAAUGCAAGACUAUAUUUAGUAAAGGCAAAAAGUAAAAAUUCCUAAUAUUUAAAAUGGAAGAAGCAGAGAACUUGAAUAGUCUAACCCUUUUUUAAGACACCUGGUUUCACGGAUUAAUGCUGAACCUUCAAGGAAUCAUAAUUAAGCUGUUCUAGAGUCAGAAAAAAAUAAUUGAAAUGGAUUAUUUUGGAGUACUCCUGACCUCUGUUAAGGAGAACAGAGGUUAUGCAUAAAUGGAGAUGCAUGUUUCUAGACGGAACUUUUAGCACUGUAAACAGGUCUGUACAUUGAGUCAACUCCAGUCACAGUUCUUUUAGGAUAAUUUUCCGCUGACAGUUUUGUUCUGAAAAUCAGUGUAGUAUGGCAAAUAGGGAAGCAUCACAAAGAAAUUUCUGAAAAAUGACUAUCACCAUGAGUUUAGUUAAUUGCAAAAGCAGUUAUUUUUCAUGUGUCAGUGGGAGAGAUUACUUAAAUGGUGCUUGACAAUUAUCCAGCUGGAAAUAAAGUCAGACCCACAUUUCACCCCUUACAGAGAAGUUCAUUCCAUAUAGAUUAAAGAUAUAAUAGGAAACACAAUAUUAAAUUUCUUAGAAGAGAAUGGAGAAUAUUUCUAUCCCCUUGAGUUCAGAUAGGCUUUAAUAAGCAGGACACAGAGUCCAGAAGUUAUGAAGAGGGACAGUGUUAGGUGGGACCAUGUGAAAAAUUUUAACUUUCCCGUGGUGUAAGACACUGUGUGCAAAGUGAAAAGACAUGACAGAUAUUUUAUACAUAUGUUACAAAGGAUAUAGUCCUUAUAAAAAGUGCUGUUGCUUUAUGUGGCAGCCUGGAUGGGAGGGGAGUUCAGGGGAGAAUGGAUACAUGCAUAUGGAUGGCUGAGUCCCUCUGCUGUCCGCCUAAAACUAUCAUAAGAUUGUUAAUCGGCUAAACCCCAACACAAAACAAAA